Aspergillus steynii IBT 23096 is the source of this 549-nucleotide messenger RNA. Its product is annotated as acyl-CoA binding protein. The transcript has 3 exons. Gene Ontology annotation, biological process: fatty acid metabolic process. Gene Ontology annotation, molecular function: long-chain fatty acyl-CoA binding. Lineage: Eukaryota; Fungi; Ascomycota; Eurotiomycetes; Eurotiales; Aspergillaceae. Bases 115 to 549 code for a protein of 144 amino acids. The record is from RefSeq and is a predicted model, not a curated record.
CACUUUCUUCCCACCAACUUCCCCUCGGCACGUCUUCACCUCUUCCUCCUCCUCUCCCCAUCUCCAAACCAUCCACUCGAUCCCCAGAAAUCAAAUCCCCAAAAACACGCAACCAUGUCUCUCGAACCCUUCUUCACCGCCCUCUCCGUCGCGCAGUCCGGCGCCCAGUACACCCCGGAGGUCCAGUCCGCCGCCGCCGGCAUCAACGCCGACCUGCUCAAGGUCGCCGUCGAGCUCGUUCUGGCAGGCGAUGACUCCGCCUCCGUCGAGGGCGAGCAGGCCACCGCUCUGAAGGCCGGUUUCGAGUUCGCUACCAAGGUCGUCAAGAUGCUGGAGAAGGAGCCCGGGCAGACGGAGAUGUUGACGCUCUACAAGUACUUCAAGCAGGCCCGUGGUGAGAAGCCCGCUGAGCCGUCGUUUUACCAGAUCGAGUCCAAGUACAAGUACAACGCGUGGAAGGAAAUCAGCGGCAUCUCCGCCGCCAAGGCCCAGGCUCAGUACAUCAAGGAGGUUGCGGCCCUGAUCGAGAAGUUCGGCACUCGCUCCUAG